AUGGCAUACCUCGGCAGACCUUCAGGAGGGGACUCACCGUUCGCAAUCGGAGAUCGAGCAAUGAGAGAUACAUCAUCACCUCAGCCUCCUUCUCAGAGGAAUCCUACACCUAGACAACAGCAGAACAUGCCACCUCCAGGGGGGUUCAUGGCUACACCAUCUCCGUACGGUUCAGCGAGUGAUGAAGCGAGGAGGAGGUACGAGGAGAGAUACGCUAAGAAGAGAGCAGAGGAAGCUGCAAAAGCUCAAGCUGAAGCUAAUCCUCCCCCUCCCCCUCCCCCUCAACAACAACAACAGCAAUAUCAUCAACCUCCUCCUCCCCAACAACAGCAACAGCAAUACCAUCAACCACCUCCGCAGAACCACCGUCCACCCAGUUCAGGAGGAUACAACCAACAACAAGGGGGAUAUAAUGGUCCACCACCUCCCCGACAACAGUACACUUCCCCACCACCCCCACCUCAACAACAGGGCGGGUUUGAUCCUCGUCAACAACAACAAUUCCACCAACAGCAAGGUGGACCACCUGGUCAAGGUCAAGGUGGAUAUGGUCAAAGACCCAAUUCCAUGGGUCGUCCUCCACAGGGAUAUCAACAACAACAGCAACAACAAGGUCCACCACCUCAACAACAACAGAGAUGGAGUCAGAACCAAUAUAAUCAACCACCACCUCCGCAACAGCAACAACAACAACAAUGGCAACAAUCGCAAAGUCCACCUCCCCCACCUCCACAGCAACAGCAACAGCAAGGUGCGGAUGAUGCUGAGCUGCAGAGAAUGUUCUCUCAAUUCGACUCGUCCCGAACAGGUGAUCUGAGUGCAUAUGACCUGCAAAGAUUGUUAGCGAAAGAUACGAUGAUGGAUGCCAGGGAGGAUGCGGUCAAGAUGCUAAUGAACAUCUUCGAUACUGAUAAAUCCGGUACCAUCAACUUUAUGGAAUUCGAGGGAUUGUACAGGUACAUUCAGGAUUGGCACGGUAUCUUCCGUCGAUUCGAUCGUGACAACUCCGGCUUAAUCGAUCGUAAAGAAUUGCACAACGCCCUCUUAGGAUUUGGAUUCUCCCUACCCAAAGAGAUGGUCAUCUUACUAGAGAAGAGAUUCGCACCUCCACCUACGUCUAUCAACAGCCAGCAAAAUAAGGGAAUAAGUUUCGAUAGGUUCUUGAUGGCUUGUGUGACUGUUAAACAUUAUACAGAAGGGUUCAGGAGACUCGAUACGAAUGGUCAAGGUCAUAUAACAAUAGAUUACAAUCAAUUUAUGGAGUUGGUCCUUGAUGCUCCUAGUUAG
This is a messenger RNA of Kwoniella botswanensis, 1287 nucleotides long. RefSeq lists its product as uncharacterized. The coding region runs from base 1 to 1287 and encodes 428 amino acids. The record is from RefSeq and is a predicted model, not a curated record. Gene Ontology annotation, molecular function: calcium ion binding. Lineage: Eukaryota; Fungi; Basidiomycota; Tremellomycetes; Tremellales; Cryptococcaceae. The transcript has 7 exons.